This is a messenger RNA of Enterobius vermicularis (human pinworm), 2233 nucleotides long. Lineage: Eukaryota; Metazoa; Nematoda; Chromadorea; Rhabditida; Oxyuridae. The record is from the annotation of a GenBank genome assembly.
CUUGCAUGUCCACACAGCAUUCUAGUACCCCUGCAAUCAGUACAGCGGUUUCUCGCGCGCUGUUUUCACCUUCAAAUGUUCUGAAUGAUUCUCCACUGUGCUUCAAUAAGGCAUAUUUUAAUCAGGCUGAUUUCAACGUUGACCGUUUUGUGAAUCUUGCGCGGCGGCGCGCAAAUUUGUCGCAAAUCCAGAAUGAUUUGCGCGUAUACCUUAAGAUUAUACAGAAUUCUAUGAUCGAACUGAUCAAUGACGACUACGCAGAUUUUGUGAACCUUUCAUCAAGUUUAGUUGGGCUAAAAGAAACAAUUGAUAAGUUGACAGGAGAUGUUGAGUCAAUUUGGAUCGACUUUUGCUCAAAUACUAAGAAAUUGAUGACUACGGCAGAAUUUGUUGAGAAGCAGGCUUCAGAUAUUAGCAAAUGCCGGGCUCGACAGAUUGAAUUGCGAUCUAACAUUGCCUUUAUUAAUGCUAUAGAACGGGUUGCAGCUUGCAUUUCUGCUGAGCCAAGGGUUGUCACUCAGUUAUGGUUAAACCAACUUACAGAUACAGUCGUCGAUUUGAUACUAUGGUAUAGGAAGUUACCUACACCUAUCAACGACAAGUGGUCUGAUGCUUUUGAUGCUUGCGUUUUGAAAGCAAGGGCAGUUUGCGAACGUUUAUUGGUCGCAGAUUUGCAAGGAGAUUGUCGCUGUGCGAGAAUACUCUUGGGCCUUUUGUCAAUGGUUGAUGGAGUGGAAUUCGCAGUUAGCCGCGUUAUGGCGGAAGUCAUAGAUCCAAAAAUUCAGUACGUUUCAAGUGAUUUGAGCGCAUUAUUGGAACAUAUCUUGGAAAGUGUCUCGCAGAUCCGCAAGUCUUGGAUAACAAAACUGGAGAGUUUUGGAGGACGUUCUUCUGGUAUAUCGGGGUUUCUGGAUAAAUGUUUGCUUACUUACGUAGUAUCUGCAUUAGAUCAGCAUUUCAGUUCGGUUCUAGUUCCAAGCGAUCGUCAACUAUUUCAUAAGUGUUAUUCUACAGUUUCUUCGUUUAUUUUAAACUGGGAAGAACCACAACGUUCACGUACUAUCUUACGCAUAAUUAGAGAUCGCUUUAACCUUGUGGUUUAUUUUAAGCUUGAAACUCAUCAGUUUUUGUCAGAUUUCGAAGAAUUUGCCGAUCCUUCAAAAUUAACAAUUGUUGAUGACGGACCUCACGAUGCAGAUGGUUCAUUUUGGUUUCGUUGUUCAGCAAUAGUUGAUAAUGCCUUAAACACACUCUGGAGUGAGUCUUCAUUUCUCUCUGCGCUGACAGAUAAAUAUUGGGACUUUUCUACAAAAAUGCUCAAGAAUUAUUUGGAAUGGCUUAGUAAUGUUUACAGGUACUUUGAAAAAGGGCUUGAACCAGCUAACGGAGUUGAAACAUGGCUGCUGUUGUGCUGCUUAUGUGCUGAUUGCUCUAGUCUGGAUAACCGUGUUUUCACACUGGCACUCUCUUCUAUUUGGUCUAAAGUUCGGGAAUUUGAAUUGGACACCACACUAUUUGGUCAGUGCCUUACCAUGUUUUCAACAAUAAUGGCAAAACAGCGGAAGGAAAUUGAAGAGCUAAUCUGUGAUUUAAUUGUAACAGUUCUGUGCAAGGGAUUCGACGGUGUAGCCGAUAUACCGCGUCAUUAUCGAUGGACAAAAAAACCGCCUCCCACUGAACCUUCCCAAUAUGUUAUUGACUCUUUUGCCAAAUUUUGUAACUUUAAGACGGAAGCACUUUCUCGUGGUUGGAGUGAUGAAGAGAUUGCCAGCCUCUCUUCCAGUAUUAUGAGUAAAACGUUAGAAGGAUUUUGCUGCAAGGCUGAGCAGGUGUCUUAUAAUUUCUAUUCUUUUUGCUACUUGCCUUUGUUUAGCGUCUCUGAAGCUUGUUUUUUAUCCUUGAAGUGUGAGCAAGCACCAGCGCUAAAAUUUUUUGUUAUAGAGUCAGUUGAGCAAACUGGCACGAGUUUGCAACGAUUCAAGCGGAAAGGUACUUUCGCAGGAGGCGGCGAGAGUAGCAGUGCCGAUUCGGAUGAGGGGAAAAUUCGUACUCAGUUAUUCCUCGACCUUAUGCACUUCAAAAACGAAGCUACGGUCUUCGACUUGGACUUUACUAAAUUAGACCUUUUGAUAUCGCGGUCAAACGGAUCUACUGGGGGACAGAAAGCUGAUACGUUAUCGCUCAUUACUGAUGUAAAUAGCGCAGAGGUAAAUGAGCAGCUGAAUCUGUAAUA